GCGGCGCCGGUGCCGGUCUCGGCGGGGAGCGCUGCCGGAGCCGCACGGGCGGCAGGUGCAGCCCGCUGAUGGGGCAGAGCUGGACCCACUCCAGGCUGGCACCAAACCUGGCACCAACCCUGCCCCGAGCAGCUCUGGCCCCCGAGCUCUGAGCACUGUGCCAGGGAGGAGCCCCCAUAACAGGGCCUUGGGGCUCACCCGGGCAGCUUCCAGCUGUCAGCGAGGAAGAAGCCUGCUUGGAAACCUGUUUGGAAAUAAAGGAGUAGAGCCUGCCCUCAGAUCUUAGAGGAAGCAGCUGGGAUUUGUUCUUCCCAAAGUCCUCUCCCACAGGGGAUCACCUACAUCUAACAUCACAGGCAGCAGCAUGAACCUGAAGAAGUACCUGGUGCGGGCGCUGCAUCGCCUGCAGAAGGGCCCUGGUUACACCUACAAGGAGCUGCUGGUCUGGUACUGCGACAACACCAACACCCACGGCCCCAAGCGCAUCAUCAAGGAGGGGCCAAAGAAGAAAUUAAUCUGGUUCUUCCUAACGUUGCUCUUUGCAUCCCUGGUGUUCUGGCAGUGGGGCAUCCUCAUCAACACCUACCUCUCCUACAAUGUCACCUCGUCUCUCUCCAUUGGCUUUAAGACCAUGAAGUUCCCUGCAGUCACUAUUUGCAAUGCCAACCCUUUCAAGUACUCGGAGGUGAAGCCCCUGCUGAAGGAGCUGGACAGGCUCAUUGAGGCGGCGCUGGAGAGGAUCCUGCAGCCCACGCCAGGCAACAGCAGCGAGAACGAGUCCCUGCCACUCGACCUGGAGCUCUGGAACCAGAUCCCCCUGGUCCUCAUCGACGAGCACGACAAAGACAAUCCCAUCAUCCUGGACAUCUUUGAGACCAACCAGACUGCUGCAGGCAGCGAACCUGCCAUGGACAACAGAACCAGUGUGAGCAGUGACACUGCUGGGGGCCACCAGCUCUCUGGGGGCAACAAAACCAUGGACAACGAAACCACUGAGGGGAACCAAACCACUGCUGCACCUGCCCCAACCAACACCACGCCGGAAGAGAAGAAGUACAAGCUGGCAGUGAAGCUGUGCAGCCAUCAGGGCUCUGACAACUGCACGUACCGCAACUUCAGCAGCGCGGCGCAGGCGGUGACCGAGUGGUACAUCCUGCAGUCCACCUCCAUCCUCUCCAAGGUCCCGCUGCACGAGAAGAUCAGGAUGGGCUACCAGGCAGAGGACAUGAUCCUGGCCUGUCUCUAUGGGGCUGAACCCUGCAACUACAAGAAUUUCACCCAAAUCUACCACCCAGACCAUGGUAACUGCUACAUCUUUAACUGGGGCAUGGAUGAAGAGGCUCUCAACUCCUCCAACCCCGGGGCUGAGUUUGGGCUGAAGCUGAUUCUGGACAUCAGCCAGCAGGACUACAUUCCCUACCUGUCCUCUGCCGCUGGGGCCAGGCUCAUGCUGCACCAACAGAAGAGCUUCCCCUUCCUCAAGGAUCAGGGCAUCUACGCCAUGGCUGGGACAGAAACCUCCAUUGGAGUGCUGGUGGAUGAGCUGGAGCGGAUGGGUUAUCCCUACAGCGACUGCACCGUGAACGGCUCCGACGUCCCGGUCAAAAACCUCUACAGCCAGUACAACACCUCCUACUCCAUUCAGGCCUGCCUGCGCUCCUGCUUCCAAACCCACAUGGUGGAGAUCUGUGGCUGUGGGCACUACAUGUUCCCUUUACCUGAAGGGGUGAAUUACUGCAAUAACGAGGACAACCCAGGCUGGGCAUAUUGCUAUUCCUCUCUGAGAUCCAGCAUAAAACAGCGUCAGAUCUGCAUUGACUCCUGUAAAGAAACCUGCAACGACACGCAGUACAAAAUGACCAUCUCCAUGGCGGACUGGCCAUCAGAAGCCUCUGAGGACUGGAUUUUCCAUAUUCUGUCUUAUGAAAGGGAUAUGUCAACAAAUGUGACUCUGGACAGGAAUGGGAUCAUCAAGCUGAACAUUUACUUCCAGGAGUACAACUACCGCACCAUCUCGGAGUCAGCUGCCACCACGAUCGUUUGGCUGCUGUCGAGCCUGGGAGGCCAGUUUGGGUUCUGGAUGGGGGGCUCGGUGCUGUGCCUCAUUGAGUUUGGGGAGAUCAUCAUCGACUCGCUCUGGAUCACCAUCAUCAACGUGAUCAGCUGGUGCAAAGGCCUGAAGCAGAGGCGGGCGCGGGCGCGGUACCCGGACGCGCCCCCGACGGUGUCGCAGCUGGUGGAGGCCCACACCAACCUGGGCUUCCAGCACGAGGCCGUGGGGGCCGUGCCCAGGGCCGAGGCGCUGCCCCCCGAGCCCGGCACGCCCCCGCCCAACUACGACUCCCUGCGCGUGCAGCCCCUGGCCACCCUCGGCCCCGACAGCGGCACGGACACCGAGUGACCACAGGGUCCUGGCAGCUCCUGCCGGCCACCGAGUGACCACAGGGUCCUGGCAGCUCCUGCCGGCCACUGAGUGACCACAGGGUCCUGGCAGCUCCUGCCAGCCACCGAGUGACCACAGGGUCCUGUCAGCUCCUGCUGGCCACUGAGUGACCACAGGGUCCUGUCAGCUCCUGCCGGCCACCGAGUGACCACAGGGUCCUGGCAGCUCCUGCCAGCCACCGAGUGACCACAGGGUCCUGUCAGCUCCUGCUGGCCACUGAGUGACCACAGGGUCCUGUCAGCUCCUGCCGGCCACCGCUGGGCUGGGCACUUGCUGAGCAGCUGUCUAUCUGUCCAAAUUCAGAGGAAAGUAAAAGCCCAAGCUGUCCUGUCCUAUGACUGAUCUCUGGGAGGAAGCUCUGCCUAAUAAACCCUGCAAUAAACCUCACAGUCAGGCUUUGGCUUCAGUGUGGAGAGCUUGUGUACAUCAGUAUUGCUGUAAAAUCAUGUCACUGUUUCUCGUCACCAGGUGGGUGGGAAGCAAUUCCCAGCGAGCAGAGCAGGGUGGUGGCAGGGAGAGGAGAGGACAGGACAUCCUGACAGUGGAUGCAAGGCCGUGGCCUGGUAGAUCACAGAACCCUAGAAGAGUUUGUGUUGGAAGGGACCUUAAAGACUGUCUCAUCCCAUCCCCUUCUCCAGCGCUCUUGGCUGCAGAGAUGUGGCACGGCUGUGCCAUACCAUGGAGCAGAGCCUUGGGAUGGGACCAAAGCUACCUCUGACCUCUGAGUCUGCAGAAUUUCCAUUCCCAAACAACUACAAUGGAAACUGAGCUCUCCCUUCACUGCUGGAGCCCCUGGGUGCCCUGUUGUGCUGCUGCCCAGGGUUUGUACCACUCAUGGUGCAGAUGGACACAGCUGCUGGUGUGUGCCAGGAACUCGACUCCACUGAGACUCAGGUGGGAGGAAGCACCAGCCUGUUUAAUUAUCAUUCUUGCAAUAAUAAUAAGUUGAUUUAAAA
Molecule: messenger RNA, 3399 nt
Organism: Vidua macroura (Pin-tailed whydah)
Lineage: Eukaryota; Metazoa; Chordata; Aves; Passeriformes; Viduidae
Gene: SCNN1B
Product: sodium channel epithelial 1 subunit beta
Exons: 15
Coding region: 365-2401 (678 amino acids)
Biological process (GO): sodium ion transmembrane transport
Cellular component (GO): membrane
Molecular function (GO): ligand-gated sodium channel activity
Source: RefSeq, a predicted model, not a curated record